This is a messenger RNA of Benincasa hispida (wax gourd), 1900 nucleotides long. RefSeq lists its product as uncharacterized. Lineage: Eukaryota; Viridiplantae; Streptophyta; Magnoliopsida; Cucurbitales; Cucurbitaceae. The record is from RefSeq and is a predicted model, not a curated record. Gene Ontology annotation, molecular function: RNA binding.
GUUGACUUUGGAAGAAAGACUUUUGGAAUCCAAUUUGGUUUUAAAAGCCCUACCACCGUUCGUCGUAACAAACCCCUCCACUCCCGGCCGCGCCAUUUUCCCUUUUCCACCAACACCACACUGAAUUUUGAAACCCCCUUUUUCAGUCUCUGCGGAUUUUCCAUCAUUCCGACCGCCAUGAAAGACCACGAGGAUGGCGAAGAGCUUCACUCGGACACUAACAAGCGCAAGCUCGAAGAGAAUAUUCAAUUGGCUAAGCAAAAAGCUCAGGAAAUCGUUGCUAAGCUAGUUAGCAAUGCCGAGUCCAAACGCCCUCGUUUUGAGUACGAAUCCCCCGCUACCGCCCCUGCGCCACAAAACCCACCAUUAUCCUCCUCGACAUUUCCUGUUUCUUCUGGUGCUCAAGCAGGUCAAUAUCAUGGUUUUCAAACUACGAGUAAGAAAAUAAAUAUUCCAAAUAUUAAGGUUGGAUUGAUUAUUGGGAAAGGUGGAGAAACAAUCAAAUACCUUCAACUUCAAUCAGGGGCUAAAAUCCAGAUCACUAGAGAUUUUGAAGCUGAUCCACAGUCUUUGACUAGGGAUGUCGAAUUAAUGGGAACUUCAGAACAAGUUAGCAGGGCAGAACAGCUUAUCAAUGAAGUAAUUGCGGAGGCAGAUUCUGGGGGUUCUGCCUCAACCACAAAUCAGGCAAUGAACUCAAGUCAACCUGGAGUUGAGCAGUUUGUAAUGAAGAUUCCUAAUAAUAAGGUUGCACUUGUCAUUGGAAAGGGAGGUGAAACUAUAAAGAGUAUACAGAGCAAGUCAGCUGCUCGUGUUCAGAUUAUCCCGUUGCACCUCCCUCCUGGAGAUACAUCAACAGAGAGAAGUGUUUAUAUUAAUGGGCUGAAGGAGCAGAUUGAGUCAGCCAAAGAGCUGAUUAACGAAGUCAUAAGUGGGAAACGUUUGGUAUCUGAAACUACUAGCUAUGCGCAACCGACUUACCCGCCUGCCAACAAUUGGUCUCAAGCUGGACAACCUCCAUUGCAGCAGCAGCAGCCACCGCCUCAAUAUGGAUAUGCACCAGGAACCUAUCCCCCGCCUCCGGGGCCACCGUAUUAUAGCAACUAUCCAACUCAAGUAGGAAGCUGGGAUCAGGCGAAUCAAUCGACCAUUCAGCCAUCAGACCAAAGUACAGGAUAUAAUUACUAUGGCCAACAGUCUCAGGUCGGAUCAGCUCCUCCUCCAUAUCAUGACUAUAGCUAUGGUCAGCCAGCCUCAAGUGGUUAUGAUCAAAGCUACUCCCAACAAGCACCAAGUUAUGGCCAAAAUUUCUCAGGCCAGAUUCCACCGAGUUAUGAUCAGCAGAACAUGUACCUUAACUCAGGAGGUCCACCACCUGCUCUGCCACCAACAAAUGGAACCUCUGAAGGUAUAUAUCCCGGUGCAGCAUACCAAGUUUCCACUGGGUACUGGACUUACCCAACCGACCCGACCCAGUCGCUUCCUCAGGCAGCAAAUGACCAGUCUGGGUCUUAUCAAAUCGUUAGCGGGGGACAUGCACAGCCUCCUGUGUAUGGGCAGAGUGUGUACCCUUCUCCACCAGGCGUGUAUUCUCAGGGAGUAACCCCCUCGGCUCCGGUUCCUCCACAGACAGUGGCUCAAAACCAAUCACAACUACCAUCAGUUCGCAGAGUUGAAACAUCUGGAGAUGGAAAUUCGAACGGAGGGCAAAGCUCUGCAGAAACUGCCGAUUCAGGAAGUUGAUCAUGGAGCAGGUCGCGUGUAGUUAUAUCAAAGGCUAUUUUUGUUCGUCGUGCAUUUUUUAUAACUGAUAUAGAUAUAACAUAUUUUAAGAGUCAUUUUAGAACCUCUGUAAUGAAUUUCACUCAUUAAAUGCGAAUUUUACUAUCUUUCCUAUUCA